Molecule: messenger RNA, 493 nt
Organism: Paramecium tetraurelia
Lineage: Eukaryota; Ciliophora; Oligohymenophorea; Peniculida; Parameciidae
Exons: 4
Source: RefSeq, a predicted model, not a curated record
AUGAAUAGAUUCUUUUUCACAGGACAAGCCACUCCUCUAGAAAACAGCGAAUUCGAUGACGAGUACACUCUCAAAGUACCCUCGGAAGAUGAAGUCAGAAUUGUGGCUAUUAGAUUAAGAAAUUGCCAAUAUUUUCUGACAGGUGUAGAUGUUUGCAGAGAAAAAAUCUUCAGAAAGCACGUUGAAGAUUAAAAGGCCACUCCCAAUGGUUUCUUGCCCUGCAAACCACUCGUAGAUAGCUAUUAUUAUUGCAUUUCAUAAGGAUCAUACGGAUAAUCAGUCUCAGACGCCCCAACUGAAGCAUAAGAUAAUCUAUAAAAAUUUCAAAGCUGCUUAUUCAACAAAUUGAAUCCAGCCAACUAUUGUAAAGGAUUCGCAAGUAAAGCAGUCAGAGAUUUGUAUCAUCUCCCAGGCACCAAAAUUAAGGAUACAACAAUUUGAUUACGCAUAAUCCAUAAUAACAAUAAAAAAAUCAAAACUAAAAUUAUUUAAA